Adineta ricciae is the source of this 846-nucleotide messenger RNA. Lineage: Eukaryota; Metazoa; Rotifera; Eurotatoria; Adinetida; Adinetidae. The record is from the annotation of a GenBank genome assembly.
AUGGGUGUUUUGUCACACUACAUAAAUCCAUCUGAUGUCCAGAGAGGAGAUCAUGUCUAUGCACUACGAAAGAUGGGAAUCUAUCAACAUCAUGGUAUUGUUAUUACGUAUGCAGAUGCUCAACGACUCAAACCAAUACCAGGAGUCAUUGAACCAUUUAUGGUUAUCGAACAAAAUAGAGGAGACACGGGCAAAACUAAAUUCGAUGGAUUGAAUGUAGUUUCUCUGGAAAUCUUCCAAGCUGGUCAUUCACUUCGUCGUGUUCAAUAUAGUGAAAAUCCAUUUCUAUAUGGGAUUAAAAGACGUGGAUCAUGCAGACUCGAUCUGGCCAUUCCACCUGACUUAAUAGUUGAAAACGCUAUAUUGAUUUAUAAUGAAGAACGGUCCAAGUGGUCUACCUAUUCACUAUUGAAACGAAAUUGUGAACACUUUGCUUUCAUAUGUUGCACGGAUCAAAGUAGACUAAGCGAACAANUACAACAAAACCAACAUCGACAACAAUUAACAACAACUGGCAUAGUGGUUACAACUACUACUCCUAUCACAACACCACCAACGACUUCGACAACUACACCACCAACUACAGCUGCUCCAACAACAGCCGGUCCAACAGCUCCAGGAGUGACAACGGAGUCCACAGUUGCUGUCAUGUAUCCAAAAGACUUCGAAGAUGCAUGUAAAUCAUCUGUGGCAACGAUGACAGCUGUGAUACUUGCUGCAUUGGCUCCUAUACACACUAUGGUUAUGUAUGCUACAUUCACCAAACUGGAGAAGAUGUUCAGUCCAUCUCGUGUGAAUGCUGGUACACGGCACAAGUUGCGAAUGAAACGAAUCAUGCGACCAUAA